AUGGCCACUAGCCGAAUUUGGCUAGGUUUAUGGUGCUCCUGUACGAGUAUUUAUACAGUGCCUGUUUUAACUAUUUCUCUAUUUCAAAUCGAGUACUUUCUGCUGUCGUACCGCAAUGCACAUUUGGAUCUAUUUCCAAUUGAUUGGUCUUAUUACCGUCUCAUUGAUUACAGCACAGGAGACACAGGAAACGGUGGAAGAAUUAUGUAUUGCACAAAACGCUACUUAUGCAUUGUGUAUAGAACACUAGCGACAGAAUGUCACGAACAUUUCUUGGAGGAAGCUCUUGGUAAACCGGCCUGCGAAGAAGAGACUCACACUGAUCAUGAAGGUCCAACUGACGCUCAGAGGUACGGUUAUGGAUUUCUUGCUGUAUUUGUGAUAUCGGCCAUGUCACUGGGUGGAUUGCUAGCUUUUCCGUGCCUUUAUAAAGUUUCUUUUCAAUAUGUACUAGCAACAUUCACUGCUCUAGCAGUGGGCACACUUUUUGGCGAUGCGAUGUUCCAUUUAAUUCCAUUUGCACUUGGCCUUCAUAGUCAUGAGAGCGGCGAACACGAACAUGAACAUGAAGACAAAGACUCAUCUGUAACUGUUGAAGUUCAUCAAUGGAAAAUGUUUAUUGCCGUAAUGAUCCUUUACGGGUUUUAUUUAUUGGAAGUAUUUCUACAUUGGAUUGCACACGCUCGAGAAAACAAAAAUGCUGUGCAUACACAGGGUCAUAAGCACCAGCAUAAUUAUAUUGAACCUCAGCCAACAUUAGUAUGCAUUGGAAGAAACUGUACUCACCAUAAAAGCGAAUUUCAAGCAGAGCCAACAGAGGAUGUUAAUUCUAACCACAAUCAUUCUCGCAAAACUACUCGAGUAACUGGAUGGAUGAUUAUCAUUGGUGACGGUAUUCAUAAUUUUGCUGAUGGUUUAGCCAUGGGUGCGGCAUUUAGUGAAGACCUAUUGUUAGGUGUGACAACAACCAUUGCCAUUGGAUGCCACGAGCUGCCGCAUGAAUUCGGUGAUUAUGCUGUUUUGAUUCAAUCGGGAUUUUCUCAUUGUAAAGCUUUGUUGUGGAAUUUCAUUUCGGCGACAACUGCAUUCAUCGGCUUCUUUGUCGGUGCGGCAGUUUCGACAAAUGAAAGUGCACGACAAUGGAUAUUUGCUGUUACAAUUGGCAUGUUCUUGUACAUUGCAUUAGUCGAUCUCUUGCCGACAUUACUACCAGAAGGACGUAUUGAAUUGAAGCGCUUCAUUCUCGUAAACAUUGGCUUUCUGAUUGGUAUUGCAAUCAUGUUCGUGUUGGCCAUAUUUGAAGAUAAACUAAUUGAUUUAGGACAUUGA
Messenger RNA from Adineta ricciae, 1329 nucleotides. Lineage: Eukaryota; Metazoa; Rotifera; Eurotatoria; Adinetida; Adinetidae. The record is from the annotation of a GenBank genome assembly.